UUUCCUCUACUAAGGGCCUCUUUCACCACCCUCGAGUAAAGUGCAAAGUAGACUACUCGUCGGUUAAAGUCCCCCGUAACUGCAUGUGUCAAUUUCACGACCCGCGAGUAGCACUAAUCAUAUGAUUAAAGUGACCCGUAACUUACUUGCCACCUCAUCUGCCAUUUAGCGAGUUUACUUGACGGAUAAAUUUACUCAGAGAGUUUGAAUUUGCUUAAAAAUGGAUUUAUUUGAUUUAAUUGAUCACCAAUUGGAUUAUUUAGACUAUUCUACGCUGCAACGGACAUCGAGGGUUCGUGUAUUUAAACCCCGUGUUGAUUAUUUUAACGAAUUGGAUGAAACUGAAUUUCUGGCUAGAUUUCGUCUAUCAAAGUGUACUGUGAACCAAGUACAUAAUUUAAUAAAACAUAAAAUAAUGUCUAAAACGCAAAGAAAUCAUGCAGUUUCGACAGAAAUAAGCCUACUACUAACGUUAAGAUAUCUCGCUACUGGAUCCUACUUAAGAAGUGCUGCUGAUUUUUGUGGUGUCAGCCCACCAACAGCAAGCCGCAUUGUUAAGAAAGUUACUGAAGCAAUCGCGCAGUUACGACCAGUUACGAUAAAGUUCCCUGACAAUAUAAGUACUCUGCAAAAUGGUUUUUAUCAAAUCGCAAGAUUCCCUAGGGUAAUAGGAGCUCUAGAUUGUACCCAUGUUACAAUACAGUCCCCCGGAGGCGAUUCAGCUGAAAACUACAGAAACAGAAAAUCUCAUUUCUCAAUAAAUGUUCAGGUGGUUUGUGAUAGUCAAUUAAGAUGCUUGGACAUUGUGGCAAGAUGGCCAGGUUCUGUUCAUGAUCAAACUAUUUUUAAUAAUUCUUUUUUGAAGCAAAGAUUUGAAAGUGGACAGUUUGGUAAUAGUUUGAUUCUCGGUGAUAGUGGAUAUGAAUUAAAACAAUAUCUUUUGACACCCUUUCUCAAUCCAUCAUCCCCAGCAGAAAAUUUAUACAAUGAAGCACACAUACGGACAAGGAAUACUGUUGAAAGGUGUUUUGGUGUAUGCAAAAAUAGAUUUCCUGUCCUCAGGCGACAAAUAACUUUAAACUUAAAUAGAGUUCAAGCUAUAAUAGUUGCCUGCUUUGUACUUCAUAAUAUUGCAAUUGAUGCAAAUGAUAGGAACUUUGAGGACUAUAGCGACUCACAUAUUGAGCCUCACGAGGAAAACUUAGCACUUAGCGGUUCAGAUUUUAAUAAUAACACCAGGAACAGACUGGUGCAAGAAUAUUUCUUACCAUUAUUAAAUAAUAAUACAUUAUAA
This is a messenger RNA of Spodoptera frugiperda (fall armyworm), 1294 nucleotides long. Its product is annotated as putative nuclease HARBI1. The coding region runs from base 221 to 1294 and encodes 357 amino acids. The record is from RefSeq and is a predicted model, not a curated record. The transcript has 3 exons. Lineage: Eukaryota; Metazoa; Arthropoda; Insecta; Lepidoptera; Noctuidae.